Aegilops tauschii subsp. strangulata is the source of this 597-nucleotide messenger RNA. RefSeq lists its product as uncharacterized. NCBI's taxonomy places the organism in Eukaryota, Viridiplantae, Streptophyta, Magnoliopsida, Poales, Poaceae. The record is from RefSeq and is a predicted model, not a curated record.
AUGAGUGAAAAGGAAGGUGGUAAUAUCCGACCUGAUCACUACAUGCGGGAUUUCAGAGAUUGCAUCAAGGACUGCGGGUUACAGGAAGUGAUGAUGAUUGGUGAUACUUUCACAUGGAGCCGAGGAGCUGUCAGAGAGCGGCUUGACAGGGCUCUGAGCAACGAGAUGUGGGCAGAAAAUUUUCCUUAUGCGGCCUUAGUGCAUGAACAUCAUAUCCACUCGGACCACAGGCCUAUUUUGCUUGACACUGAGUAUUUCAAAGGGCUCAUGGGGCAACAGCAAAAUCGGAAACGAAUGUUUGAAGCCCGCUGGUUGGACGAAGGGACAGUGAACGAGAUUAUCAAUUCGGCUUGGGAGCGUGCCAAGUUAGCUGGAUUAGGUCCCUCCCUAGCGGACCGCACAAAGGCUGUGCUGAAUGAUUUGCACGAGUGGGAUCGUGAGACCCUCAAGAGUCCCAAGAAGAGAAUAAAUAAGUUAAAGAAAGACUUGAAGAAGGUCAGGAGGGGGCCGAACACUGCUGAGAGCCGGCAGAAAAUGAAAGAUAUCCAGGUUUUGAUUGAAAACCUGCUGGAUCAAGAAGAGCAUAUCUGGUUCUAA